This is a messenger RNA of Rhineura floridana, 6538 nucleotides long. It is a transcript of the gene CUL5, whose product is annotated as cullin 5. The transcript is spliced from 19 exons. NCBI's taxonomy places the organism in Eukaryota, Metazoa, Chordata, Lepidosauria, Squamata, Rhineuridae. Gene Ontology annotation, cellular component: Cul5-RING ubiquitin ligase complex; SCF ubiquitin ligase complex. The record is from RefSeq and is a predicted model, not a curated record. Gene Ontology annotation, biological process: protein ubiquitination; SCF-dependent proteasomal ubiquitin-dependent protein catabolic process. The coding region runs from base 416 to 2758 and encodes 780 amino acids. Gene Ontology annotation, molecular function: ubiquitin protein ligase binding.
GGGCUGAAGCCGCCCCACUCUUCCCUUUCCGCGGCGGGCAAUCCGGCUCGUCAGCGCCGCAUCAUGUGGGCUCGCCCAGCCCCUCGCGCUGAGCCGGGCCGCUGCCACCAAAGCCCAGAGUCUCCCCUUCUCUGGGUUGGUUCCGCCUUGAGGCGCUGAGAGCAGCAGCCGAGGCGGGCAGGCAGGCAGGCAGGAAGAGAGGGAGGGAGAAACAGCCACCGGCCGGCUGAGUGUCGGACAACCUGGAGAACAUCGAGUCGAGCCUCUCCUCACGCUUCCGUCCCGCUCAGGGCGGCCGAGACCAUGUAAAGCGAGAGUGGCCCCAGCCCGAAGACCAGACCCGAAAAGGGGAGGCAGCUGUCGCCGCCUUGAGAAGGCCCCGCCGUGUGCCCGUUUGUGUGUGUUGGGGGGGAACAUGGCGACGUCUAAUCUGUUAAAGAAUAAAGGUUCACUUCAGUUUGAAGACAAAUGGGAUUUUAUGCGUCCUAUUGUUCUGAAGCUGUUACGCCAGGAAUCUGUCACAAAACAGCAGUGGUUUGAUCUGUUUUCGGACGUGCAUGGAGUGUGUUUGUGGGAUGAUAAAGGGCCAGCAAAAAUACACCAGGCUUUGAAAGAAGAUAUCCUUGAUUUUAUUAAACAAGCACAAGCAAGAGUGCUGAGCCACCAAGAUGAUACUGCUUUAUUGAAAGCCUAUAUUGUAGAGUGGCGUAAAUUCUUCACGCAGUGUGACAUCUUACCCAAGCCAUUUUGUCAGUUAGAGAUUACUCUUAUGGGUAAACAAGGCAGCAAUAAGAAAUCCAAUGUAGAAGACAGCAUUGUACGAAAGCUCAUGUUAGAUACUUGGAAUGAGUCUAUAUUUUCCAAUAUAAAGACUCGCCUUCAAGACAGUGCAAUGAAACUGGUCCAUGCUGAAAGGCUAGGGGAAGCAUUUGACUCUCAACUUGUCAUUGGUGUUAGAGAAUCCUAUGUUAAUUUGUGUUCCAAUCCUGAAGACAAACUCCAGAUUUAUCGGGAUAAUUUUGAAAAAGCAUACCUUGAUUCAACAGAGAGGUUUUAUAGAACUCAAGCCCCUUCAUAUUUGCAGCAAAAUGGUGUUCAGAAUUAUAUGAAAUAUGCAGAUGCAAAAUUAAAGGAAGAAGAAAAAAGAGCGCUACGGUAUUUAGAAACCAGACGUGAAUGUAACUCUGUAGAAGCUCUUAUGGAGUGCUGUGUGAAUGCUCUGGUGACAUCUUUUAAGGAGACAAUUUUAGCUGAAUGCCAAGGCAUGAUCAAACGAAAUGAAACAGAAAAGUUGCAUUUAAUGUUUUCAUUGAUGGAUAAAGUUCCUAAUGGAAUAGAGCCUAUGUUAAAAGAUUUGGAAGAACAUAUUGUUAGUGCUGGAUUAGCAGAUAUGGUUGCAGCUGCUGAAACUAUUACUACUGAUUCUGAAAAGUAUGUAGAACAAUUGCUCACAUUAUUUAAUCGAUUUAGCAAGCUGGUUAAAGAAGCUUUUCAAGAUGACCCAAGAUUUCUCACUGCCAGAGAUAAGGCAUAUAAAGCAGUUGUUAAUGAUGCCACAAUAUUUAAACUUGAAUUACCAUUGAAACAGAAGGGCGUUGGACUAAAAACACAGCCGGAGUCCAAGUGCCCGGAGCUGCUUGCAAAUUAUUGUGAUAUGUUGUUAAGAAAAACACCGCUAAGCAAAAAACUCACCUCUGAAGAAAUUGAAGCAAAGCUUAAAGAAGUGCUAUUGGUACUCAAGUAUGUGCAGAACAAAGAUGUUUUCAUGAGAUACCACAAAGCUCAUUUAACAAGACGUCUUAUAUUGGAUAUAUCAGCGGAUAGUGAAAUAGAAGAGAAUAUGGUGGAAUGGCUGAGAGAAGUUGGUAUGCCAGCAGAUUAUGUCAAUAAAUUGGCAAGAAUGUUCCAGGAUAUCAAAGUAUCUGAAGAUUUGAACCAGGCUUUCAAGGAAAUGCACAAAAAUAAUAAGCUGGCACUACCAGCUGAUUCUGUGAAUAUCAAAAUUUUGAAUGCUGGGGCUUGGUCCAGAAGUUCUGAAAAGGUUUUUGUAUCUCUGCCCACGGAAUUAGAAGAUCUCAUCCCUGAGGUAGAAGAGUUCUACAAAAAGAACCACAGCGGCAGGAAGCUUCACUGGCAUCACCUUAUGUCCAAUGGAAUUAUAACUUUUAAGAAUGAAGUUGGCCAGUAUGACUUGGAGGUAACAACAUUUCAGCUGGCUGUGCUUUUUGCAUGGAACCAAAGACCCCGAGAGAAGAUCAGCUUUGAAAAUCUUAAACUGGCAACAGAACUCCCUGAUGCUGAGCUUAGGAGAACUUUGUGGUCUCUUGUAGCAUUUCCAAAGUUGAAACGUCAGGUUUUGUUAUAUGAACCUCAAGUCAAUUCACCCAAAGACUUUACAGAAGGAACCCUCUUCUCAGUGAACCAGGAGUUCAGCUUAAUAAAAAAUGCUAAAGUUCAAAAGAGAGGUAAGAUAAACCUAAUUGGUAGACUGCAACUAACUACAGAGAGAAUGCGAGAAGAAGAAAAUGAAGGGAUAGUCCAGUUAAGAAUAUUACGGACCCAGGAGGCUAUCAUCCAAAUAAUGAAAAUGAGGAAGAAAAUUACUAAUGCUCAGCUUCAAACUGAACUAGUAGAGAUAUUAAAAAACAUGUUCUUGCCGCAAAAAAAAAUGAUAAAAGAGCAGAUUGAAUGGCUUAUAGAACACAAGUAUAUCAGAAGAGAUGAAUCGGAUAUCAACACUUUUAUAUACAUGGCAUAGCUUGAAGACUUUCUUACUGGAAGAUGCCAAGAAAAUGUGCAUUGAAGGUGGUUUGGGCAGACAACUAUAAGAAAAGGAACUGUGCUGAGAAAGGACUUGUUUGACUUGUAUUACGUAUUCAAAUCCCUGCCUUACCUUUCCAGAGGACUUUGUUUUGCCAACCUUUUUUUCAGCUAGCAUGAUGGUGUUCCCUUCAUGUUGCACACAUUUUUAACAGCAUGCUGUUUUUGUGGGGAAACUUUGCAUUCAUGAAAAGCCUGUUGUGAGAUUUUUUUAGAUUUGAGUUGCACCCACCUGGAAAAUAACAGAUUUGGGGUUUCCAGAUGAACAAUACUUUGCACAAGGAAAGUAUCUUCAAUAUCCAUGCACUGAGGAACUGCUGUUAGUUGUCAUAUUUUUUAAGAAAGCAGCUAAUAGGACUAGAUGUAGCACUUCACACUUUGUGCUUUGGAUCAACGGCCUUGUUUUGAUCCCUUUUUAUGUAUAUUAUUUGAGCAAGACACAAAUAACAUCACAGCUGAAGAUAUUUCUCUGUGGGCUCAAGCAAGUGCUUCAGUAUAACAACUGGAUUUGGAUACUGAGACACAAGUGAUGUUAAGCAGGAUAUAUCCAUCACUUUUCUUUGCAGAACUUGGGAAAACAUUUGUUCCUCCUUUAAAAAAAAUAGGUGUUGCUUUCUCUUGAUUAUGGCUUCACCCUUAAGAACUGUAUUUUCAUGGAUGGAUCUGUUUAUGGUGAAAUGAAAUGAAAUAUUAAGUGUAUUUUUUUGUACAUUUAAUAUUUGUAUUCACUGUUCUAGUAUGCUUGCAUAAAUCUGAAUGCAUUAAAAAGAGCCAGUGCACAACUUCUCCAAAAUAGGAAUUAACAUUUCGACAAUCCCUAUAUAUUUCUUCCUUUGAUUAUUUAUUUGAAAAUCUCUGUUACAUUUUUAAAUACAAUUCUUCUCUGGAAAAAACAACAGUUGUGUGGAAGAAGACAAUUCUUUGACCUUGUGUAUAUGUUGAUAAAUUGACACAAAUCUUCUUAGAAGGUUAUCAUGCUAUUCAAACAAACAAAACAUGCUGCCACCACCCUCUGUUUGCUUCAGUGUGUGGGAGGACCCACUGGUGGGAUAUGCCCAUUUCCCCUCCCCUUACCCUUGAUAAAAAGCUGCCUCAGAUUUAAAGAAGCAAAGCAAUGCACAUUGAGUCUUAAGGGUAAAGUCUGCUUUACUGAAGGCAAGGGAACUGCCAUACCACAUCACAGAUUAAGAGAAAUGCUAGUUAGUCUCCUUUACCCUUUACCCUUUCCUGAGUUAACUGCCAACUUUCUACAGUCUCCAGGUGUUCUAAAAUGUCCAUUAUGAACUGGGUUCCUGUUGGUAGCCUCAGCACUACCAGUGUGGAAAAAAUGUUACCUAAUGGAGAUAAAGCAGUUGUCUUUUAUUUGUGCCCCAUUCCUAAAUUUUAUGCCUGAAGAAAGGAAUGUUGCAAAACUGUCUGACAUUUUAGCAGCCUAGAUCAGCUGUCUAGCCCUCCGGGGAUUAAUAAUUAUGCAUAAUAAUCUUAAAAGUUGCUACUUUUAGGUUGGAAAGUAAAAUAACAGAUUGUUGUGUGGGCAGAGUAAAUUUGGAAAGGGCUGCUCUUUUUACAUAAAAUAGGGCUCCAAAGGUUUAUUACCUGUGCACACACAGAGAUGGGUAAUGUGCCCUUAAGUGAACAUAACAUACCAGCAGAGUGAGAAACUAUGUAUGCUUUUACAUGCCGGAAACCAACAAACCUCCGUGGAAAUGCAAAGGUGAGAAAUGAAAAUAGGGCAGUGAUUUAAAAUCUCACUUUCUGUACUUGUGUGUGCAUUUUCUACUGUAGAUCACAGGAUAAUAUUUUUAAAGUGUUCACAUCAAAGUUAACAUAGAAUGGUUGAAUUUCAGUCUCAAAAUUUUGUGGAUAAGAAAAAAAGUUUUACUUAUUUACCAAACACUCAUAGUUUAAAAGGAAAGAGCACUAAAAUUGGUCCCCCAGAUGUCUUUUGUACAUGCUGCAGGGUUUCUAGAACUCUGCAUUUGAUUUAGAAGUUCAUUUAGAAAUGGAUAGAAAAAGGCAGGUAAAGAUUUUUUUAAAUGUAUGUACAUAUAUCUUCGAUAAGAGUGCUUUUGAAUUGUAUGUUUCCCAUUAAUUUGUAUUGGAGGGAGUAGGCAUGACAUACUGAAUACAAAACCAGCUCUAAACCUCAUAUUUAAUUUUUUUGUACUGUUCAAACACUAGCAGCCUGACUGUCAAAAUUACCCCGUUUCCUUUUUCAGUUCCUAGCAGUGCAAAUAAUUUUGAAGGUUGCAAUUUGGGGCUAGAUCUAAAUGACCACCAUGGACUUCAUUUGUGAUUUCAGAACUACCCCCCCCCAUCUGCCCCUUGCUACCCUUGAAGAGUAAGUCAUCCAAUGCAGCGCAAGGGGCUGCACUUCAAAAAGGAAACUGCCAAAAAACAAAACACCCUCAUUCACUUGCUGAAGCACUUUAGGAACACAUGGGGCUUUUUGGAUCUUGCCAAUGAGAGUAUGUCUUGCUCAUUUACAUAGUAGCAAAAACACUAUGUGCUCAUUGUGUCUGCAUCUCUUAUGGUUAUUUCAUACACAAGCUACCUAAAUGAUUUUUAGGGCUACGGGAAUUACAAUGGACAACGUGCCUAUAACAUUCAAUUUUUUUCUUUUUGUGUACAUUGGAUGAGGAUGUCAUGUAAAACACUUGACUCUAAAAAAUCACACCAGCAAUUUCCUUACAACUGCAGAAUCACACUUAGCAUUCUUUGUCAGGGCACUUUCACCAAAAUGCCCUUAAGGCUGAGGUUGUCAGGAACUGAGAAACAAACUGGUUUAAAAAUGUAUGCAGAAAUAGGAAAACAUCCAAAUCUAAAAAUAGUUUGAAUUAUUAGUCAUUGCAAUAUGACAACAUAGCACUUUUAAAGCUGAUUUUUAGCUUUGGAUAUUUUUCUCCAAAGACCUCCUAGCAUAAAGAGGUGCUGCUUCUGAAAAAUGUGUUGUCACAAGCACUGCCAUUGUGGUUUGAUUUAAGUAAUACUCUAGAUGUGAAAAAAAUGUAGGUUGCAUUGAUUUUAAACAUAGUUAUAAAAAUACUUUUUGUCACACCUUAAGAGGGUCACACACUUAAUUUUAAAGUCUUCCAUUUCCCCCCUAUUAUCCCACUGGUAUCCCUUGUUUUCUUCCUAUUUGUUUAAAUCUGUUGUUGGGCAUAGUGUAGUUGAACUUGAGUUUUAGUGGUGGCUUUCCCCUUUUGAAAAAAAAGUAGUAUGGUCUGAUUAGUCAAACACUUUGGAUUUAUUUGCAUUACACUAUCUGUUGUAAAAGGUACACAUUUUAAAAAUACAGCUGAGAGAAAUAUUUGAUAGCUUCAUGAAAAGAUUUGGUAUCUUAAAUGCAAAACUAUUUUCUAUUUUCAUGGAACUGGCUGGGACCCUAUCUUUGUAAAUUCUAGGUCAUAUUUGUGAACAGUACAUGAGAGCUUUCCUGUCAAUAGACGAUAUGUAGCCUGGAGUGCAGUGCAAACUUGAGUUUCCUAGGUUGUAAUAUCUAUCUACAUAUGGUUAUUUACAGUUUUGAAUGUGUGCCACUACAUACUGAGCUGAGAUAAUGCUGUACAAUUUUGACUGGUAGCAGUUUUUUCUUGUAUAGCAGUCCGGCUGAAAUAUUUUGAUGUACUGCUUAAUCUUUGGAUUUUAUUUUUUAAGUUGUAUAAUUUAUUUUCUUGCAAAAUAAAAAUGUAAUAUAAAAUAUUAUAAAAAAUCAAAA